CCGGGGGGCCAGUCGCUUUUCCUCUCGGAGAGCAGCUGGGCUGUCCCGCUGUAGGCAGCCAGCGGCUUCGUCCCGGCCCGGCACCCGCCUCAGGCUCCUCUCGACUUCUCCCCCCUAGUCCCGUGUCCUGGUCCCGCUGCUGUCGCUCCAUGUCGGCCCCGCUGCCCGGCUCCCCGCUGCAGGAUGGAUGUGGACGCUAAGCAGGGACCCACCCCGCCGCUGGCCCAGCAGCCGCCGCCAAGCCCCGCUGUGAGGAGCCCUUGGGACCCUCCUCUGUUGCAGCAGCAGCCGGACGCGCUCCCCGCUCAGUGACACCUCCCAUCCUCUCAGCAGCGCUACCCCGAGCCCCGCAGCACCAUGUCGGAGGGCGCCGCAGAGAGCAGCAGCCCGGCCCCCCGCUUCCUGGCUCCCCCGCCGCCUCCGCCCAAGAACGGCUCUAGCUCGGACAGCUCCGUGGGGGAGAAGCUAGGAGCCGUCGCUGACCAUGAUGGCUCGGGGGCCGGAGGAACAGGCGGCGAGGUGGGAGGCGGGGGCCGGAGCGAGGAAUACCGGCGUCGCCGUCACACCAUGGACAAGGACAGUCGUGGGGCUGCAGCCACCGAGCACCGCUUCUUCCGCCGUAGCGUGAUCUGCGACUCCAAUGCUACAGCUCUGGAGCUCCCUAGCUUGCAGCCCGCAGCACCCCCGGCCGUCGCCACUCCCGGGAGUAUCACCCCGCUGCUGGGCUCCCCUCCUGAACCCGCUAGCCAGACCCCCUGCAUCUCUGUCACCCACGUCCCCCUGCUAUUGUUGCAACAGCCGUCUCUGUCGCUUCCCCACGAGGAGCAACCCAUUCAGGAGCCCCCUGCAGCAGAGGACAUCGCCCCGCUACUGCCCAAAGGAGAGGCAGAGGAAGCUGCCCCCUUACCCCCUACCAACACGGCAGGCAGUGCAGCCACCGCCAGCCGGGAGCUCCAGAACCGACAGCAAGAGGAUAUCGAGGAGUUAGAGACCAAGGCGGUGGGCUUCUCCCUUGAGGGCCGCUUCCUCAAAUUCGAUAUUGAGAUUGGAAGAGGCUCCUUCAAAACUGUCUACAAGGGGCUGGAUACCGAGACUACGGUGGAAGUUGCCUGGUGUGAACUACAGGAUCGGAAGCUGUCAAAGUCAGAGCGGCAGAGAUUUAAAGAAGAAGCUGAAAUGCUGAAAGGGCUCCAGCAUCCUAAUAUUGUUCGAUUCUAUGAUUCCUGGGAGUCUACAGUGAAGGGAAAGAAAUGUAUUGUUCUUGUGACAGAACUCAUGACAUCUGGAACGUUGAAAACGUAUUUGAAAAGGUUUAAAGUGAUGAAAAUCAAAGUACUACGAAGUUGGUGCCGUCAGAUAUUGAAGGGCUUGCAGUUUCUGCACACGCGCACUCCUCCCAUUAUCCACCGGGACCUGAAAUGCGACAACAUUUUCAUCACUGGCCCCACUGGAUCAGUCAAGAUAGGAGACCUGGGUCUGGCAACUCUGAAACGAGCCUCCUUUGCCAAGAGUGUGAUAGGUACCCCAGAGUUCAUGGCACCCGAGAUGUAUGAGGAGAAAUACGAUGAAUCCGUUGAUGUAUAUGCUUUUGGGAUGUGUAUGCUUGAGAUGGCCACGUCUGAAUAUCCUUAUUCUGAGUGCCAAAAUGCUGCGCAGAUCUACCGUCGAGUGACCAGCGGAGUCAAGCCAGCUAGCUUUGAUAAAGUAGCAAUUCCUGAAGUGAAGGAGAUCAUCGAGGGAUGCAUCCGACAAAACAAAGAUGAAAGAUAUGCUAUCAAGGACCUUUUGAACCACGCUUUCUUCCAGGAAGAGACUGGUGUGCGGGUAGAACUAGCAGAGGAAGAUGAUGGAGAGAAGAUUGCCAUCAAGCUCUGGUUACGAAUUGAGGAUAUCAAAAAGCUUAAGGGCAAAUACAAGGACAAUGAGGCAAUAGAGUUUUCCUUUGACUUGGAGAGAGAUGUCCCAGAGGAUGUAGCACAAGAAAUGGUGGAGUCAGGGUAUGUCUGUGAAGGGGAUCACAAGACAAUGGCCAAAGCGAUCAAGGACAGAGUGUCUCUGAUCAAGCGAAAGCGAGAGCAGCGUCAGUUGGUGCGAGAAGAGCAGGAGAAAAGAAAGCAGGAAGAAAUCAGUCAGAAGCAGCAGUUGGAGCAGCAGCUACAAACAAAUGCUACCCAGGCAGGGGCAAAGCACCCUCCAUCUGCCACUGGUAUCACUGCCAUCCCCACUACUUCAGCAUCAGUGUCCACACAAGUAGAGCCUGAAGAGCCAGAGGCUGAUCAGCACCAACAAUUGCAAUAUCAACAGCCCGGCAUAUCUGUUCUGUCUGAUGGGGCAGUUGACAGUGGUCAGGGAUCAUCUGUUCAUACUGAAUCAUGUGUGACUAGCCAACAGACUGUGUCCUAUGGUUCCCAGCAUGAACAGACUAUCUCAACAGCUACAGUCCAGGGAUACACAACUUCAGUUGGCCAAGUGCAGUCUCAACAACAUGGAGGAUAUCAGCCACCCACAGUGCCUCAACGUGGUCGUAGCAUGUCAGUUUGUGUCCCCCAUCUUUCUGCUGUUCCCUCUCUGCCCUGCAUCCUUCCCAGUAUUCCUUCUACCCCACCGCCAGCAUUGUGUGCACCUCUUUCUCCUUCCUACCUUCGGACUGCCCCUGAGGAAACCUUUGCAGAAAAGCUUUCUAAAGCACUGGAGAAUGUCCUGCCCAUGCACUCUGCCUCUCCACGCAAGCACCGACGCUCCAGCCUGCCCUCCCUCUUUGUCAGUCCUCCUCAGUCUCUGGUGCAUCCGUGUGGGGGAACACCAACGUUCCCAGAUUCACAGAUAUUUUUCCCAACCAUUCAUGAACGGCCAGUGUCUUUCUCGCCACCACCUGUCUGCCCACCGAAGGUCACCAUUGCUCAGCGGCGCAAGAGUACCUCCUUCUUGGAAGCCCAAACAUGCCACUUCCAGCCCUUGCUGAAAACUGGCCAGAGUUUACUUCCACCUGGUGGUAGCCCCACAAAUUGGACACCAGAGGCAGUCGUUAUGCUGGGCACUACAGCUCAUAAGGUCACUGGAGAGCCCCUACAUGUGCAAGUCAGUUCAGCACCUCCUGAGGAUGCUCACUAUAGAAUGCCACAAGAAGCAGUGUACUUAGUGGGCAUGCACUACCAGCCACAGUUGCCAGAGCAUUACGAUACAGUAGCAUAUAAUUCCUAUGGGACUGAACAGUACUUGAAACAGGUGCCUGAACAGAAGCAUGUGCAAGGUGGCCCUCUUCAGAGCUCUGUUUAUGACUGCCAAUCUGGGCAGACCUUCCUGCCAAGACAUUUACAGAGCUUGAGGCUGGAUUCUGGAAUGAGCCCACUUUCACCAUUGUCCAGUGUUUCAUCUCCAUUAAGUGCAGAUUCCACACAGAUGAAAUGUCACCAGGUAUUUGUUCCUCAUUCUGCACCUGCUGUGCUUACUCACAGUGGUGAUGGCAGAACAAGCUGUGUUUUUGAGUUCCAUGUACACACACCAAAUUCGGCUCCAGGAGAAGGGGGUAUCUUACCCCAACGUAUUUACAGAACCUGCCGGGGGUCAAUGGAUUUUAAUCAGGAGGAGUCCACUCAGGCAACAGGGUUGCAUGGUCGCCUCCAGCCUGUGACAGAGGAACUGUGUAACUAUCUUGUUCCCGAGCUAACAGUACCCAGAGCGGGAUCUAUCAGAAAGAGCUGGCCAGAAGGAAGUCCAGAAUACUCAAGUGAUUCAUCACAGCUGACUUCCUCUGACACUGGUGAUUUCCAGUCUCCUCCCCCAACAGGGGUGUGGUCUACAGCUUUUGGUUCAGACUUCUCGUUGCCCAUUGUCCCAUUGCCUCAGAAGGUAUUUCAAGAGUCGCAGCUCUUCAUCUGUUUCCAACAGGGAGCCUCAGCUCAGCAGGCCUUGUCCACCUCGCUUUCAUCAGGACCACCUGCACUCUACCCUCAGACACAGGUGCAAGGCCAGCCAGUCUCAAGUAGUAUAUCAGUGGGGGUACCAUGCCAGCCUACACAGCAAAGUCAGCAGAGUGCACAGCAGCUGGCUCCUUCCCAGCAGACAGGACAGUACCAGCUGCAGCAGUCAUCCGUUUCCAGUGGAGCUACCCCAUCACAACCAGUUUCUCAAACUCAGACUCCACUGAUCAUGCCGAUGCCUCAGGUACCAGCUGGAACUCAGCUUCCUGUUUCCCAAGCAGUGCCGAUCAUCCAAGGCGAACCUCAAUUACCUGUUGCAGCACCUUCUCUCCCUCAACCUUCAAUUGCCCCAACCAUCCCCAUUGGCUCUCAUUUUCUCCCUAUGGGACAGCCCUUGUCAACCUCCCUGCUCACCCAGUUCUCAGUCUCUCAGCUCCCCAUAGCAGCAUCUCAUGCGUCAGUGGCUCAGCCAGGCUUCCAGUCUCUGCCUAUCUCUAUGGCAGCUGGCAUUAACCAGCCACUUCUCACUCUGGCCACAUCUGCUGCAGCAGCUGCUAUCCCUAUAGGAUCAACCAUUGUCCCUAGCCAGCUUCCAGCUGUUCUACAGUCUGCGGCCCAGCUGCCCAGCCAGGUUCUCCCACAGCUCCUGCAGCCAGCUGUUCAGUCCAUGGGAUUACCAGCCAGCCUUGGACAAGCUGCUGAAGCUGCACUUCCAGCUGGAGAUGCUUUGUAUCAGGGCUUCCCACCUCGGCUGCCGCCGCAAUACCCAGGAGACUCAAAUGUUGCUCCCUCCUCUGCUGUGGCCUCUGUUUGCAUACCUUCUGCAGUACUGUCCCCUCCCUUACCCACUGAUGCAUUGGCUCAGCCAGGCUAUCUUGCUGCAAUGGUGCAGCCUUAUGUGGAACAGAACAUUUUAGUUCCUCUGGGCGGUCUAGGAGGACAGGUUCAAGUGCCACAGCCUGCAGUGAGUUUAGCACAGCAGGUCUCAUCUGCGUCUUCACAGCAGGGAGCUUUAGAGAGUACUCAGGGAGCCUCACAGGCUGCUCCUUCAGAAUCUGUACCAUCAGCACAGCAACAGCUUGCACAGACUACCCCAUUGGUCUCCUCACUAGACAGUGCACAUUCUGAUGUUGCUUCGGGCAUGAGUGAUGGGAAUGAGAAUGUGCCAGGAUCUAGUGGGAGACAUGAAGGGAGAACCACCAAACGCCAUUAUCGGAAGUCUGUACGCAGCCGCUCUCGGCACGAGAAGACUGCUAGACCAAAACUGAGAAUUCUCAAUGUUUCAAACAAGGGUGAUCGGGUGGUUGAGUGCCAGCUAGAGACACACAAUCGGAAAAUGGUUACUUUCAAAUUUGACUUGGAUGGUGACAACCCGGAGGAAAUCGCAAUAAUUAUGGUGCAGAAUGAAUUUAUUCUAGCAACUGAGAGAGAUUCAUUUGUAGAGCAGGUACGAGAGAUCAUUGAGAAAGCCGAUGAAAUGCUCAGCGAGGAUGUCAGUGUAGAGCCGGAAGGUGAUCAGGGCUUGGAGAGUAUGCAGACGAAAGAUGACUGCUUCUUUCCAGGGUCCCAGAAAUUGGAGGGAGAGUUCAAACAGCCAGAUCCUGUAUCUUUCAUGCCGCAGAGAAUUGGUGUUCCUCCCAGCUCUUUCACCCAGGUUGUCCAUUCUGCUGGAAGACGGUUUAUUGUCAGUCCUGUCCCAGAGAGUCGGUUAAAAGAACAGCAGUUUUUCACCUCUUCUAUUCCUGCAGGAAAGGAACUUCCAGAUAUUGUUGCUUCCUCUUCAUCACAUGGUCCUGGGAUGAACCUGUCUCAUUCUGCCUCAUCACUCAGUCUGCAGCAAGCUUUCUCUGAGAUCAGGCAUACUCAAAUGACAGAAGGACCCAGUACAGCUCCUCCAGUUUUUAACCAAACUAUACCACCAUUUCCACCUGUACUUGCUAACAUGGCUGGGAGUCUACCAUCUACAUCAGUGGCUCCUCUCCCAGCAUCUCCCCCUUCCACCACUGGUAUUGCUCUUCCAGUAGCUCAGUCUGUUGUUCCCCUGCCUACAGAAAAGGUGCCAGCUGGAGUUGCACCAAGCACAGGUGUUUCAGGCUCCAGCUCUCCCACAACAUCACAGUCUGGGCACCAAUUAAUUGGUGGAGUGACUUCCAGUAUGAGUGCACCUGCUUCUUUUUCAUUAACUGUUACAUCGCAGACUGCUCAACCACUGACUGAAGAAGUUGUCCCUAAUAUCAGCGCACCUGCUUCUUUAACAUUGCCACCAACACAACAGAUUCCUGUCAUGGUUGGCCCCAGUGUUAGUGCCCCAAGUGCUGUACCCCCACCUGCGACAUCUCCGCCUGCUCAACAGAUUUCAAGUAGUAUGGAGUCUGUGGCAGCUCCGCAAACAUCUGUAGCCCCAACUAUGGCUCAUAAUGUGACUUCACAAACUCCUCAGCUCAGCAGCAGUAGCUCCACCCCCAGUCUUGCAGAAACAGUUGUUGUAAGUGUGCUACACUCAAAGCCUGAGGAUGGACAAUCAGUAGAUAAAUCGAAGCUGUGCAGUGCAGCUGGCUUGUCCCUUCCUAUCUCUGCACCAUUGUCCUCUGCAGUGGCAUCAAGUAUAUCUAGUUCAGUCCCUCAGCCUGCUGUGGUGCAUCCUUUACUCAUCCCAUCAGCAGUUGCAUCAACACCUGUCCUACCCCAGGCAGCAGCUGCAAUCUCUACCCCCAUAUUACCCCAGGUUCCUUUAUCUGGCAUCCUACCACUGACGCAGCCAGUUGCUAACUUGCCUGCAGUACAGCAGACCUUGAUACACAGUCAACCUCAACUUGCUCCGCUACCCAAUCAACCUCAUACUCAGUGUCUGGAGGCUGAUGUUGACACUCAACCCAAAGCUCCUGGCAUCGAUGACAUAAAGACCUUGGAAGAAAAGCUACGAUCUCUAUUCAGUGAACAUGGCAAUGUUGGAGCACCACAUCCACCAGUAUCUCUGGAGACAUCACUGGUAAUGGAGACUACAGUCAUGCCUGGUGUACCAACGACUGCUGUUGCACCAACUAAACCUAUGACCGCCACUACCAGCUCUAGUAUACCACCAGUUAGUUUGCCCCUUGGACCAGCUGGCUUACCAGUGAUGACAUCAGUUGCCACACCUGGUCAGGUGGGCAUUCCUGUCACCUAUGUUCCAGCAUCAGGCAGCAUUGCAACAGCAGCAGUGAAACCAGUGACCCCUCCCUCAAAGCCACCUCUUAGCAGGGUACCGGUGCUACCGGUAGGUUUUGAACUUCCAGCUGGCACUCCAUCCAGCGAACAGCUGCCACCCUUUCCAGGACCUUCACUAACUCAGUCCCAGCAGCCUCUAGAAGAUCUGGAUGCUCAGUUGAGAAGAACCCUCAGUCCAGAGACUGUCCCAGUGACAUCUGCUCCUGCCUGUCCUAUGCCAGCAAUGGCUUCUACAGCAGUUACUGGAGUGGUGUCUGCACCAGCACAGCCCCUGAAAGAAGCAUCACAGGAUGCAGACAGCAGUGCAACGACUACCACUGCAGGAGCUGGAGUUUUUAAGAUGGGACGAUUUCAGGUGUCUGUGGCAGUGGAUAGUGUACUGAGGGAGAGUGACGGUAAACCUGAAGAAACUAAGCCUGUGCAUUUUGAGACAACCUCCUCUGAUUCAUCUUUGUCUGGCAGCAGUCCAGAGAGUACGCUUGUGAAGCAGACUUCCAAUGGGACAACAGAGGCUACCACUGGUACCUCCUUAGAUGUGACAGAUGAUGCUGUUUCACAGACCUUUCCUGUCAUACAAUUGCCAUUAGAGGCUGGGCAGCCAACUAAAGUUGGGCGCUUUCAGGUGACGACAACAACAGACCAAGUGGGUCGCUUUUCUGUGUCCAGGACUCAAGAUGAGCUCACCUGUGUGGAGAGAGAACCCCCAAUGACUCUUCCUCUUUCUGUGGAUUCAGAACAAAUUUCUCUUCCAGCCAUGACUCCAAAGAAAGAGGUUCCAGAAUUGGUGGAGCCAAGGCAGUCUCCGCUUAUGAAUGGGCCAUCAUCUGAUCUGGAGGCUGCCUUCCUGAGUGGAGCGGCUCAGGAACUCGAUGAUGGCUCAGGUAGCCCAGACUCUCUCCAACCACUGGGUUCAAAGAUCAGCCUCCCCAUCCAAAGCUUUAGCAACUCGUUGAAUUCUUCCUACAUGAGCAGUGAUGAGUCAGAUAUUGAAGAUGAAGACUUGAAAUCAGAGCUACGCCGGUUGCGGGAAAAGCACUAUAAAGAGAUCCAGGAGCUGCACAGUCGCCAGAAGCAGGAGAUUGAAUUGCUGUACACCAAACUGGGAAAGGUCCCCCCUGCAGUAAUCAUCCCCCCAGCUGCUCCUCUCUCAGGGAGAAGGAGGAGACCUACUAAAGGAAAAGGCAGCAAAUCCAGCCGCAGCAGCUCCCAGGGUAAUAAGAGCCCUCAGCUGCUAGGCAAUCAGUCUUCUCAGAGUGCCCCCUCAGUCUUGCCCCCCCAGCAGACCCUUCAUCCUCCUGGAAAUGUCCCAGAGAUUGGGCAGAACCAUCUGUUACAGCCCCUUAAACCAUCUCCUUCUAGUGAGAACCUCUACUCUGCCUUCACCAGUGAUGGUGCUAUUUCGGUACCAAGCCUUUCUGCACCAGGCCAAGGCUGUGCGAAGUUUAACUGUGCAUCUGAGCGGGUGACGUUCAAGCCUGGUGGCAGGAGGACCCGAUUUCUGAGGAAGAUGGUGAAAAAAGUCUGUCCUUGCAACCAGCUCUGUAGGACCAGCAGCACCAACACAGUUGGAGGUACAGUGAACAGCCAGGCAACCCAAUCUCAGCCUCCUGCCAUAACUUCCAGCCGGAAAGGGACUUUCACAGAUGACCUGCACAAGUUGGUAGACAACUGGGCCCGUGAUGCUAUGAACCUCUCAGGAAAGAGAGGUGGCAAGGGGCAUAGCAACUAUGAGGGCCCUGGAAUGGCAAGAAAGUUCUCAGCACCAAGCCAGCUAUGUAUUUCUAUGUCAUCCUCCCUGGGUGCUACUCCUAUCUCUGCAGCAUCAGCUACCUCUCUAGGUCACUUCACAAAGGCUAUGUGCCCUCCACAGCAGUACGGUUACCCAGCCGCGCCCUUUGCAGCUCCCUGGAGUGGGACAGGUAGUCCAGCACAACCACCCCUUGGUCAAUUCCAGCCUGUAGGAGCUGCCUCUUUGCAAAGCUUCAACAUCAGCAACUUGCAGAAAUCCAUCAGCAACCCCCCAGGCUCCAACCUUCGGACCACUUAGCCAGACCCAGAGACUCUGCUGGGUAGAACUUGGGACAGGAGAUGGGGAGGGAGUUAGGGCUACUAGUGCUGCACUGAACUGGCUAUUUCUGCCAGAAUGGGAAUGAGCUUCCCUUUUCCAACCAUUGCUGUCAGCUCUCGGUAAGGAGAGUUUCUCCAUUUCUGAAGGGGGAGGAGGGUGAUGAGCAUGAACACUCCUGCUCUUGCAUAAGAUGAGCAAUGAAGAUAGAAGUCACUGGAUCAGUGUGAUCUCACUGUAAAAGUACUUCGGUUUGAGUCUGAAUCCACAUGUGCUGAGAUGGAGAGUUUGCUCUUAGCAUGAGGUUUUAACACACUUCUCAUCUUCCCUGAAGAAUCAAGGCCAGGAGAGAAGCUGUCCAAAUCUCCCUCCUCUCCCCCAAACAAUCCUCCUUACCUCCUGAGCGGUAAGACACACAAAUGGACUUGCAGUGCAGCCCAGGCUUGGAGAGAUAGGUCAUUACUGCUUUAAGUAAAAGAUAUUAACAGCUUUGACUGCAGCAUUAGAGCAAUUUAAAUUGUUUAAAAAUAAAUUUUAAAAAGUUCCCUGCGGACAUGUACUUACCAUCAGUUUUGAUGUGGAAACACUGUGAUAUAUAAAUGUUGUUGGACAACAGUAGUUUAAAAAUGAGUGGAAAAUAGAGGGUUAAAAAAAGUUAAAAAUUAAAAAUGGAAAAAAAGCUAGCUAUAUCCUAUACUUAUUGGAGACACUUUAACUUUUUCCUUUGUAUUUUCAUUGUAUUAGAUAAAUGUGAAUGUAAAAUUGUAUAAAUUAAUGUACUUGAAUACUUGUCUGUUCUCCCAGUAUGCUUGCUGGAUAUUUUAGUGCCUUGGACUUUUAUUGCUUCUGCAGUUAGCAUCGCUUUCUCAGCAGGUCCCAGCUGGUCAGAGAGCAAGUUAAGGGAAGAAUGGACUAUUUUGUACCUAGUGACUGAGAUACCAAAGGGUUACCUAUAUAUAUAGACUAAUAUAUAUAGUCCUACUGUAACUUCGAUAGGGAGGUGUUGGAAGGAGGGAGAGCCAUUGAGGCUGUAGGUUGGAACAGAGCUUUGGGUGGUGGGGAAACCUGUCCAUGUUGACAGAGUAAGAAGUUGAUGGCACAGUGCUAGUGUAACAAGGGGUGAUAGGCAGAAGUGAUGGAGGGGGAAGAGGAAGCUGGAAUGAAACUAACAAAUACUGCCUAGAGCCUUAAGAGGGCUGGAUCAGAACAGAGGAUGGGAAGAAAGUGCAUAUUUUGGAGAAGUUCAACUUUAGAAGUGUUUUGACUAUUAAGCUGUGAUAUGGAAAGUGGCUAGGUGAGGGUGUGUAUGGAGGUGGAGCCAUUACCCUUAGGGGGAUGGAGUUAUCUGCUGGGAUUGCUUUUCUUACCUUUUUUUUUUUUUUGUAUCCAUUCGUGCUAGGAGUAGACUUUCCUGGUGCGAUGUCCAUUGCCGGCAAUGGAUGCACUCGAAACAGCCGGCAUCAAGGAAUUCCCUGUUUUAAGCAUGCAGAGGACUUAUGAUUUUGUUCACUCUAAAGAAUUCAAACUGGUACCAGGACCAUAACUAACUGUGCCAUCUUUUAGUAGCUGUAUUGUACCUUCUACUUCUCAACUCAUUUUCCCUUUUUCAUACUGAAAAAUACUGGUUCCCUGUUCAAUGUAAUAAUACUGCAACCAACCAGUAUUACUCUGUAGUGCUGCAACAAGCUGUGAAGGGUCAAAGUACUGCUUCCUGGUACUUGGGAGUAGCUCAGUGGUGUCCUGGAAGUCUCUGCACCAAGGAAAUCUUACUCACACGAAUUUUCUGUGAGCACUGCUCCCUUGUGGGGGGUCUAACUAGGGAGUUUAUACUUUCUGUGGAUGUUUUGCUCUUAUCUCUAAAAACAAACGCACAGGAUCUGUUUCUUUCCCUUCACCUGGUUUUGAUGUUUACAGCAGCUUUGUCAGCCAGGAUACCACUGGCAUAUAUAGGUUGGAAAUGAAGAGUCUGUGGGUGGAGGCUAGUGGCAAGGGGGUUGGGUUCUAACAGUUUCUCAGUAGAUUUUUUUUUUUUUUUUUUAAUUCUUGGUAAAUAACACAGGCGCUGUAGAACCACAGAACGAGAUAAAAGGUCUCACCGUUGUGUAUGUGUGGUUGGAAGAGGAAGAGAAAAUGUCUGCUGGUAAAAUUAAUCAGAAAACCUCUGCUUUCUGGUUAAAAUGACUGGAGAGGAGGCUCCUGAAUACACCAAGUAUGGGUAGGGAAAACAAUGCUCUGUGUAAUGGAGUAAUUAUACGGCUGAAGCAGUAACAGGAGUGGGGCAACACUUCGUGGCAGAAGAACUGAUCAGCUGAAUGCAGCACAUGGUUAUUUAAUUAUUUUGAUUUAAUAAGUUUGAGGUCGGUUUUUCACUUCACGUUAUGCAAGAACUGGUUUUAUUUACCAUUGAUUUCCCUCCUGUGGAUGAAAUAACUGAAGUCUAGAGGAAUAAACUAAUGCUACUGAACUGUUAAAUUAUUUUGUGUUAAUAUUACACUUUGAGUACCUUUUUUCCACAUAAAAUCUGUUUCUGAAUUACAAAUGUUUUCUUUACAUUAUUUAACGAUGUACACUGUAAAAAACAAAAAUACACACAAAUAAAAUGAAUUCAAACUUUGGGCUUCCGUGGCCGUAGUUAAUUGUAUGUUUUGCACUAAAUCCAGGCAUUGCGCUUCUUGUACGAUUGCGCUUUGUGCUGCAGUUUGUUACCUUUGUAGAAUAUUUAAUGAAAUCAUUCAAAUAAACCAAACCUGCUUUUGUUGAA
This is a messenger RNA of Terrapene triunguis (Three-toed box turtle), 11953 nucleotides long. RefSeq names its product WNK lysine deficient protein kinase 1 (gene WNK1). Bases 358 to 9174 code for a protein of 2938 amino acids. NCBI's taxonomy places the organism in Eukaryota, Metazoa, Chordata, Testudines, Emydidae. Gene Ontology annotation, biological process: positive regulation of sodium ion transmembrane transporter activity; positive regulation of potassium ion import across plasma membrane; protein phosphorylation. Gene Ontology annotation, molecular function: protein serine/threonine kinase activity; chloride channel inhibitor activity; ATP binding. Gene Ontology annotation, cellular component: cytoplasm; cytosol. The transcript is spliced from 32 exons. The record is from RefSeq and is a predicted model, not a curated record.